AUGGAAAGCACACGAAAUCCAAUGGAUAACAUGAAGUCCACAUGGCGAACUUGGGACCGCGAUCAAUGGAGACUACCCCACAAAAUAUUCGAACAUGCAAAUGUAUAUCACGUGGAGCUAAACCGGGAGGUUCCGAUCCAUUCCAAGCAAGACAAGAUUCCCUACGUCUCAGAUUGGUCUUUGAAUCGAUGGGUGCUUGUCAACGCGGGAAUUCCCCUCAUCGUCCACCAAACAUUCACCCACCUGACCGGAUACAACUUCCACCCGGUCAUCGCCUUCUUUUACUAUUACUAUGCGUCCCGCCUUUUCACGACCCGCGAACUUCGCCACCUUCGGGAACUCGGCCACAUCCACGGAUUUCUCGACGGCGAUAAACAUGAGCGGGACGGCGUGCCAGAUGUUGGUGUUUCAAAAGCCUUGACGUCCGUUCUGCUGGCAGGUCUCGUCCGCCCACUCAUGACGACGUGGCUCACAUACCACGCAAAGGAAGCACCCGCCUCACUCAGCUGGGCUUGGUUACCGAUUGAAGUCAGUCUUUAUGGAAUCAUUUUGGACUUCUGGUUCUACUGGUACCACCGCCUCAUGCACGACGUCAACAGUCUUUGGAAAUUCCACCGUACCCACCAUCUCACGAAACACCCCAACCCACUACUCACUAUUUAUGCGGACUCAGAACAAGAGUUCUUCGACAUCGCCGGGAUUCCAUUGAUGACAUGGCUCACGAUGAGGCUUAUGGGCAUGCCGAUGGGGUUCUACGAAUGGCACGUUUGCCAGCUAUAUGUAAUGUUCGCAGAACUGGCUGGACAUAGCGGUCUCCGUCUUCAUGCUUCGCCGCCGAACCCGCUGACAUGGUUGAUGAGAAUGUUUGAUGCAGAGUUGGUUAUUGAAGAUCAUGAUUUGCAUCAUCGUCAGGGUUGGAAGAAAAGUCAUAAUUAUGGAAAGCAGACACGUGUCUGGGAUCGUAUAUUCGGAACAUGUAGCCCUAGGAUUGAGAGUACAGAUGUCAACAUCGACUACAGUAAUCCUGUUGGUAUGCCAAUCUUGUAA
This is a messenger RNA of Penicillium soppii, 1047 nucleotides long. Its product is annotated as sterol desaturase family protein. Gene Ontology annotation, molecular function: iron ion binding; C-4 methylsterol oxidase activity. Gene Ontology annotation, biological process: ergosterol biosynthetic process. Lineage: Eukaryota; Fungi; Ascomycota; Eurotiomycetes; Eurotiales; Aspergillaceae. The record is from RefSeq and is a predicted model, not a curated record. Bases 1 to 1047 code for a protein of 348 amino acids. The transcript has a single exon.